AUGGCCGACGCCGAAAUCCAAGACCGCUUUUCCCCCAACAAGCCGCUUGAGCCUGAUGUCCUCAGCGAGCUGGAGUCUAUCAUGCGCCUGCACGGUUUAUCAGCCGAGGAUCUCUUCUUCAAGUGGGAGUCGUAUUGCAUAAAGCUCGAUAUUGAUGCUCAAGUUCUAAGCCUAGAGAUUCUACGCAACCUGAAGCAGAGCAUCCAGGACGAGCUCGAAAACAGCCACCGAAAAGUUCAGGUCAAGACGGAAAGGAAGGUCGCCAGUGCGCCCAGGGGUGGAAACAAGGGCGGAGAUGUCUUUGGCAUGAUCGAUGGGCUUGUGCCCAGUACACCAGCUUCUGGGUCCAAGUUGAAUCGAGGUGCGGGAGGAAGUGCCAUCAAGAAGAAGCUGGAUACACCAAAAGGGUUGACAAGCUCACCAGCAAAAGGGAUGACCGAUCAGCUUAAAUCCCUAAACAAUCUCCAACCUACAUCCUUUAGUGAUCGAACAAACCCAGGAGAAACCAUAGAGAUUCUCAACGACAGUCUCAACGCAGCCGAGCCACCAAUCGCCCCCUUCUCCGAACCUCGAGUGAAACUUACAGCCGCCUCGGACCAGAAGAAGCUGGGAUACAAGCCAUUGGCCAUGAAGCUUUCCGAAGCCAGUGAAAUUCUUGACGAUCGGAUCGAUAACUUUAUGGCUCUUGUCCAGCAACAUCACAAGAUUGACGAGAGCGAGUUUGGAAGUGCCGCGGCGCAAAGCACUACUGAAGUUGUCGCCGUUGGACGAAUUGCAUCAGAUUCACCAGAGGGUAAGCUCAAUGCUGCGUCGCUGGUACUAGAGACUUCAAGACGAACGGGAAUGGGCUUGAGAGUACCCUUGAAGAUGGACAGUAUUCGCUCUUGGAGCUUCUUCCCCGGUCAGAUCGUUGCUUUCCGAGGAACCAAUGCCUCUGGAAGCGAGUUCGUCGUCAAAGAGGUUCUCGACAUGCCUAUUCUUCCCAGCGCUGCCUCUUCAGCUUCUACACUUGAAGCGCAUCGCGAGAAGUUCCGUGGUGGCCCAGAUGCGAUGGACGAGGAUUCAGAGCCUGCGCCUUUGAAUAUUCUAUAUGCUUCUGGCCCGUACACAGCAGACGACAAUCUCGAUUUCGAGCCUCUUCAUGCGCUUUGCAGCCAAGCAGCCGAUACUUAUGCAGAUGCACUCGUCCUCACAGGACCUUUUCUCGAUAUUGACCACCCACUUAUUGCGACGGGUGAUUUCGACCUCCCUGAAGAGGCAAACUUUGACCCUGAUACGGCUACUAUGUCAACUGUGUUCAAGUAUCUAGUUGCCCCCGCUUUCAACCGUCUAGCAUCCUCAAAUCCUCAGAUCACCAUUGUUCUCGUCCCCUCAGUCCGAGAUGUCCUGUCGAAACACGUCUCCUGGCCUCAAGAUACCAUCCCUCGCAAGGAACUUGGCCUCCCCAAGGCUGUCCGCAUCGUCACAAACCCCAUGACUUUAUCCAUCAACGAAGUUGUGCUUGGUGUUUCGUCGCAGGAUAUCCUCUCUCAACUGCGCUCGGAGGAGGUUGUAUCCCGCGGUGGAGCGCAGCCCAGUGGAGAUCUUAUGAGCCGCCUAUGUCGAUAUCUUGUUGAGCAGCGACACUAUUUCCCAUUGUUUCCCCCUACAGAGCGUUCCAAGCUUCCCAAGACUGGCACAGAAGACGGCGUGGCUACUGGUGCCGUGCUAGAUCUGAGCUAUCUGGAACUGGGCGAGAUGGUGAAUGUCAGGCCCGAUGUGAUGGUUGUCCCUAGCUUGUUGCCUCCUUUUGCAAAGGUCGUCGAAAGUGUCCUCCUUAUCAACCCUGGUUAUCUGUCAAAGCGUCGUGGCGCUGGCACUUACGCACGCAUGACAUUAUACCCUCCAGCAGUGUCUGGUGGAAGUGGUGAUGCGAUGACGAGCCAUCAGAUAUUCGAGCGUGCCCGUGUUGAGAUUGUCAGGAUAUAG
Molecule: messenger RNA, 1968 nt
Organism: Fusarium pseudograminearum CS3096
Lineage: Eukaryota; Fungi; Ascomycota; Sordariomycetes; Hypocreales; Nectriaceae
Exons: 3
Coding region: 1-1968 (655 amino acids)
Biological process (GO): DNA replication initiation; DNA replication
Cellular component (GO): alpha DNA polymerase:primase complex
Molecular function (GO): DNA binding
Source: RefSeq, a predicted model, not a curated record